UGGUAAGUAGAAAGUUGAAGUAUAACAUUUUGAAAUAGACGUUUUUUAACUUUUGUAUGAUAUUGUGUACCAACUGUUUUCUCUCUUUCUUUUCUCCUCUUAAUUAAUCUUUCAUACGUUGCACUGUGAAAUUGACAUUUUUAUUAUUUAAUUCUCUUGUUUGUUAACAGUGUGUGAUAGUGAUAAGAAUUGAUAGUCUGUUAAUAUAAAGACUCAUUGGCUUAUGCAACAAAAAGGGUAUGCCCCUUGUCUCUAUGACAACACUUUUAACAGAUAAUAAAACAUGUAGAUUCUGAAAAAAAAAAAUAGCUUUAACUCAUACCUUUUUUUACAACGAAUAAACUUCAUUUAGUCAAAUCAAAUCACUUGUUUACAUAGCGCUUUUGACAACACAGAUUGUAUCAAAGCACUGAAGUCAUUAUUUAGCAGUCACAAAUAAUUUAGUAAAUCUGUUAUGAAUCCACAGAGAAAGCUAAUGCCUCAAAGUGUUUACAGAUUGUAACUGGAUCUCUCAAUAGGUUCCAGCUGACAAUACACAGUUAGUCUGGAUAGCGUGCAGCUAGUGAUCAGCUGGUAAUAAGUACAAGGAAGUCUUUCCAAAGUUUAUUUCCAUGAGACUCAAAGUUCAGAUGACAAAGUCCUGACACACCUGUGUUCUUCUCCGUCAGCAUAGCUAUGAACUACUGACAGCUUCUGUUAUUGUGCUGUUUGUUUCACGUGAAUCCGUGCCAAUAGUACCUGUUUUCUGAUGGAGCUAAGAGAAUUCAACAAUCAAGUCCAUCCACCUCCAGACUACCCUAGUCCUCACGGUUCCCAGCAUUCUCUGAGGUUGCGGACAUUUCCCGCCCAAGACACACGUGAGGUUCAGUUUGAUUGGGCCUCCCCACCUCAAGAUGCUGAAGACUCCAAGGAACCUCGAAGUCUCCGCGAGCUGCCGCUGCACAUGGGCCUGAAGAAAGCAGUAUGGCAGGUGCAGCAGAUGAGAGUUCCAGCUGUUUCUAGCGCUUGGAACAUCAAACAAUCGCAGACGUUCCGUCGUUUCUCAGAGGUUGCCAAACACAUUCUCAGCUAUUUUGUUCUGUGGAAGAGGAGAAUCCAAAGAGUAGGAGGUCACUUUGGUGGAGGAGUUCAAUCCUACUUCUUGUUCCUGAGAUUUCUUGUGAUUCUCAACUUCCUGUCCUCCUUGUUAAUUGCUGCGUUUGUCCUCAUUCCCAGUAUCGUGUUUCACUCCAUGAACUUAAACUCCACCAUCCCUUCCACAUUCAAUUUAACCGGUAAGGAGAUAUGCUUGCAGUAUGAUCCAAAACCUGGUGCCCUUCUGGUGUUUUACACAUACUUUCUGGACCUGGUUUCAGGAACGGGUUUUAUGGAGUAUUCAUAUCUGUUUUAUGGCUAUUAUAAUAAUACAGUGAUUGAGAGUAAUGGCUUUUCCUACAACAUCCCUCUGGCCUAUCUGUUGACGGCAGCCUUCUACUUCCUCUUCUGCUUCAUUUGUAUGAUUUUUAGAAUGGGCAACACAGCUCGUCUUGUUGUAGUGACGGGUGGAGGAGCAGCAGGGGGUUACAGUAUGCUGGUGUUUACAGGAUGGGACCAUGGUCUCCAAGGCCGUGCAACAAAACUUAAACAAAACAAUCUUCGCCACAGGUUACAGGUGGAUCUUGAAGAAGAAAGGCUUAAGAAGAAGGCUGCCUCCCUGACUUUAGGCCAAACGGUCUCUCUCUACACGCUCCGUGUUUUUCUUCACCUAGUAGUCUUAAUACUAAUUGCUGCAACUUUCUAUGGUAUUGCACAGGCGACUCAGUUCAGCCAGUCCAUGGAAAAAUCGGGCUUUACAGGGCUGCUGUUGCAAUACUUACCCUCCAUGGUCAUAACAGCAAGCAAUUUUGUUGUGCCGUUACUGUGCGACAAGAUUGCAUUACUGGAAAAGUAUUCUCCCAGUACUACCGUCAUCCUGGCCCUGUUGAGGGCGGUAUUCCUGCGUUUGGUGAGUUUGGGUGUCUUGCUGCUCACUCUGUGGGAGCAGAUUACCUGUAAUGGACCAGUCGGCAACGAAAACUGCAAGCCCUGUAAUUACUAUUAUGACCAAUAUAAUUGCUGGGAGACACGUGUUGGACAGGAAAUGUAUAAACUGACUCUUUUUGACUUCCUGAUCACCAUUGCUACGCUAAUCCUGGUGGAAUUCCCACGCAGGAUUGUGGUUGAUCAUUGUUCCUGUAAACUGACUCAGUUGGUGGGACGGCAGGAGUUUCUGGUUGCCCCGAAUGUUCUCGCUUUAGUUUACAGUCAAACAGUGGUUUGGACUGGAGCUCUUUUCUGUCCAUUGCUGCCAUUCAUCAACACCGUCAAAUUCUUAAUCUUUUAUUACUGCAAAAAGAUAACUCUCUUCCAGAAUUGUCAACCUGCAACAAGAAACUUCAGGUCCACCACCUCCAACUUCUUCUUCCUGUUGGUUUUGCUCUUUGGAUGGAUGUUGUCCAGUGUGGUUCUCCUUUACAGUGUGGCUAGGAUCCAUCCAUCUUAUGGCUGUGGGCCUUUCCGCUUGAACUCAGCAAUGUGGGAAGUUGUACCAGGAGCUGUCGAAAAGCUAAGCCACACCAGUAAAGAAUUCCUGUUUUAUAUCGGCUCCCAGAAAUUCUCCAUACCACUCUUCAUCUUCUCCUGUGUGCUCCUGUGCUAUGUGAGCGCUUUAUCAUCUGUCCAUGGAAAAAGUGUAACAUUGUUGAAGUCUCAGUGUAAACUGGAGCAGCGUGACAAGCAGUUCCUGGUCAGACAAAUUGAAGAGCUGAAUGCCACAGUGCAAAAGGAACAACGUAAACCACAGCAGCCCCAGAGAGAGACCAAGCCCCAAAACCACACAGCAACACAGUGGAAUCAACAUUACAAUUAUGCAUAUGAUCCUGAUGAAGACCCAAGACCAUAUUAAGACUUCAGUGCAGUUUAUACUGGAAUUCUGAGAUUUGUGUACUAUUUUACAGAAAUACAACCUGUUUAAAAAUAUUUAGUUUAGAAGGGAUGCAUUCAUUUGAAUGCAGCAGUAAAGUGUAAUGUUACAGCAUAUUUUUAUUUCACUGCUAUCUGUUUGUCAAAGAAUCCUGAAAAAAGUAUCACUAUUUCUAAUAAAUUAUUAGCACAACCAUGAUAAAAAAAGAAUAAAAACUGUUUGUGCACCAAAUCAGCAUAUCAUAAUGCUUUCUAAAGGAUCAUUUGAUAAUCAAGAAUGGCUGCUUAAAGUGUAGCUUUGCCAUAACAGGAAUAUAUUUCGUUUUAUAAUAUGUUAAAAUAAAAAAUAUAUUAUUAUUUUAAAUUGUAAUAAUGUUUUACAAUAUUACUGUUUUACUGCAUAAACAAAUAAUGCAGAUUUUAUGAGCAUAAGGCUAACUGUAAUUUAUUAAAAAUAUUUUUUAAUGAG
Messenger RNA from Puntigrus tetrazona (Sumatra barb), 3409 nucleotides. It is a transcript of the gene tmc4, whose product is annotated as transmembrane channel-like 4. Gene Ontology annotation, cellular component: plasma membrane. The coding region runs from base 749 to 2923 and encodes 724 amino acids. The transcript is spliced from 16 exons. The record is from RefSeq and is a predicted model, not a curated record. Gene Ontology annotation, molecular function: mechanosensitive monoatomic ion channel activity. NCBI's taxonomy places the organism in Eukaryota, Metazoa, Chordata, Actinopteri, Cypriniformes, Cyprinidae.